AUGGUGACGGACUUUUGGAAAGAAGGUAGCUGGGAUAUGCCGGCAGUCCAAGAACCUGAACUCCAAAGGGCCUUCACGGUGAUUCAAGGCAGUGGAAUUACUUGUCACAACAGACUGGAUAUGAGAUUUUGGGAGCUUGCAACCACUGGCCGCUUCACGGUCAAGACUGCUUGGGAGACCCUGCGCAUAAAGGCACCCUCACCUGAGUGGGUAUCGACUGUUUGGAACCGUGACCUUCAUCCACGCGCUGCUGUAUUCAGAUGGAGGCCUGCGCAUGGAGUACUUCCCACCGACCACAUGGUAUGUCACAAAGCAGUUCCUCUAGCUUCAAGGUGCGAUCUAUGCUACAUGGACUGCGAAACGAUCAAGCAUCUAUUUCUUGACUAUGCCUUCUCACGUCAAAUCUGGAUGGCGGUGCUAUAUGUCUUCAAUCAGAGCUGGAGUGGUUUCCCAACCAUUGAAUUAUUGUUUUCAUGGUGGCACAGAAAGGCCAAGACUGUUCCCCUACCUAAGGCAUGGGAUGCUAUACUGAUUAUCUGUUGCAAAAAUAUUUGGUGGGAGCGCAAUAGACGAUGCCAUGACAACUUGAGUCCUACUGAAGUGGCAAAGCUAUGCUAUGGGGAAGUUGGGGACUGCAUAAGGCUGAAAGGGGUGUAG
Molecule: messenger RNA, 657 nt
Organism: Telopea speciosissima
Lineage: Eukaryota; Viridiplantae; Streptophyta; Magnoliopsida; Proteales; Proteaceae
Exons: 1
Coding region: 1-657 (218 amino acids)
Source: RefSeq, a predicted model, not a curated record